Messenger RNA from Corylus avellana, 1641 nucleotides. RefSeq names its product cytochrome P450, family 94, subfamily C, polypeptide 1 (gene CYP94C1). Gene Ontology annotation, molecular function: iron ion binding; oxidoreductase activity, acting on paired donors, with incorporation or reduction of molecular oxygen; monooxygenase activity. NCBI's taxonomy places the organism in Eukaryota, Viridiplantae, Streptophyta, Magnoliopsida, Fagales, Betulaceae. The record is from RefSeq and is a predicted model, not a curated record.
UCUCUGUUCUCUUUGUUGGUCUUCAUAUUGAGGCUUAAGCCGUGGUGCAACUGCGAGGACUGCCGGAGUUACUUGUCGGCCGGUUGGGUGAAGGAGUUCGGGAAUCUAUGCGACUGGUAUACGCAUCUUCUCCGGAACUCGCCAACCGGGACUAUAAAUGUUCACGUGCUCGGCAACAUCAUCACCGCCAACCCGGAAAAUGUCGAAUACAUGCUUAAAACCAGGUUCGACAACUACCCGAAAGGGAAACCGUUUUCUGCCAUUCUCGGUGAUCUUCUCGGCCGGGGAAUUUUCAACGUCGACGGCGAGUCGUGGAGGUUUCAGCGGAAAAUAGCGUGCUUGGAGCUUGGUUCCAUCUCGGUUCGGUCCUACGCGUACGAGAUUGUCACCUCCGAGAUCCAAUCCAGGCUAAUCCCUCUCUUACAAUCCGUCGCUGGAAAAGAAGACGGAGUUUUAGACUUACAAGACGUGUUUCGCCGCUUCUCCUUCGACAACAUUUGCAGAUUCUCGUUCGGACUAGACCCGGGUUGUCUCCAGCUGUCGCUUCCCAUGUCUAGUUUCGCGCUUGCCUUCGACCUCGCGUCGAAAUUAUCGGCGGAGCGAGCCAUGGCGGCCUCGCCGAUUAUCUGGAAGCUCAAACGACUACUAAAUUUGGGCUCGGAAAGGAAGCUAAAGGAAGCAAUCAAAACGGUGCAUACUUUAGCCACCGAGAUGAAAAAUCAGCGGCGGAUAACGGGAUUUGCCAACCAAAACGACCUCCUCUCAAGAUUCAUGGCUUCCAUCGAGGACGACGAAUAUCUCCGCGACAUCGUCGUAAGCUUCGUAUUGGCUGGGCGUGACACGGUGGCCUCCGCCUUGACAAGCUUCUUCUAUUUGUUAUCGCAGCAUCCGGGCGUUGAGGCUGCGAUUCGGGUCGAGUUGGAGCAGGUCAUCGGGCGGACUUCCGAGGUGGCGAACUUCGACCAAAUGCGCCAAAUGAACUACUUGAACGCAGCAAUUUUUGAGAGUAUGAGGCUUUUUCCCCCGAUUCAAUUUGAUUCCAAGUUUUGCCAGGAGGAUGAUACGUUGCCGGAUGGUACUUUUGUACCCAAAGGCACCAGGGUUACGUAUCAUCCCUACGCAAUGGGUCGGAUGGAGCGGGUUUGGGGACCCGAUUGUCUCGAAUUCAAGCCGGAGAGGUGGUUAACUAACGGCGUUUUCCGGCCUGAGAGCCCGUAUAAGUAUCCAGUUUUUCAGGCUGGACUUAGGGUUUGUUUGGGGAAGGAAAUGGCACUUGUGGAGAUGAGAAGUGUUGUGCUUGCCCUAGUUCAACGGUUUGAUAUACGGGUCGCGGGUCCAAACCGAACACCCCGGUUUGCUCCGGGUCUUACCGCCACCGUGAGUGGCGGCCUGCCGGUUCUAGUUCAAGAAAGAGCGGCUUAGCCAUGCACAUGUCCUGUCGAUGAUCCCUCUUACCGAGGCGCACGUUAGUGGUUUCCAAUUGAGAAAUGCUAACUGGCCAUGGCCUAAUCCCGAUGGUGUAGAUGACAAUCGUGCACAACAUGUUGUAUAUGAUCUAGUGGGUCAGAUUUCUCUUGGUGAUUUUUCUUCUUUGAAUCCCCUUAUCAUACUGUAAAUGAUGCUUUUAAUGGAUUUUUCUUU